Messenger RNA from Salvia miltiorrhiza (redroot sage), 2220 nucleotides. Its product is annotated as protein WVD2-like 5. The transcript is spliced from 10 exons. The record is from RefSeq and is a predicted model, not a curated record. Lineage: Eukaryota; Viridiplantae; Streptophyta; Magnoliopsida; Lamiales; Lamiaceae. The coding region runs from base 516 to 1880 and encodes 454 amino acids. Gene Ontology annotation, molecular function: microtubule binding.
GAGGAGAGAGAGGAGAGAGAGGACUUCAAAUUCAUUUUUCAAUUGUGUGUGUGGAGAGAGAGAGAGAGAAGGGGCUUCCAAAUUUUCAAUUUCAAGAAGUACCAAUAUUAAUAAAAUAAAAAAUAUCACCCCUUCACCUCCGAAAGAAAAGAGGAGAAAAUUAAUUAAAAGAAAAAAAAAGAGGAGAGAGAGAGAGAGAGCACUCUAAAACUUCAAGAUCAUUUCAAAGUUCAGACAGGAAACCUGACCAGACAAGACCAGACCCGACCCAUUUAACAAUCUCUCCAGAUCUUUACAAUAUUUUGCUGAUUCAUCAGCCUACUGAUUCACUCACUUCAAAUGCUCUGAAAGAUGUGUGAUGAGAAAUCUGUUGCUUGCAAACUGGAAAAUGGGCUCUGCAUCUGAAUCUUGGAAGCGGUAAAGGUUGGAUCUUUGGAGGGGUUUGGAGAUCUAGUGUGAGAGCUUGCUGCCUCAUCUGAAGGAGUGUGGUAUGAUUUUGUUUGGUAAAUAGGCUUAUGAUGGCGUCUAACAGCGUUAAUCCUGUGUGUGGGGUGGAGUUGGAGAAUGGCCUUCACGAGCCACUCGUAACUUCCAAUGGAGACUUGGGGAUCGAAGAAUUAAGUGUUAAUCUUGAAGAUGCUGUGAAUCUGGAAGAUCAUUCUUUAGUCUCUGACAAAGAAAUCAUUCAAGAACCUGUUGUGCAACCGGAUUGCAACUCGACAGUCACAGCUGAGGCGCUUGGAGUUAAAGAGUCUAGUGAUUCUAAGAAUUUGAAACCGCAAAAGGGCACAGUGAAAGCCAAGAGUGGGAAAUCUUUAAGCCCGAAACAAGUGUCAUUGACAGGUUUGAGUAAGAGCAAAGAUGGAAAAAAUGUGCCUAAAUCUUCUGUUGCUUCAAAUGGUACCAUUUCUUCAGAAUCUGUACGUGGAAAGGCUCCUGCUCUUAAAACAAAAGCUAAAUCAUUCAACGAGAGGCAAGCUUCUGAUAGCUCGAAAGAAACAAAUGUUCAAACUGUUUCUAAGCAGCAACGGCAUCCUGAUGUAACAUCGUCUUCCACUAGUGAAGCUCUGCCAGAGGAUCCCAUGGAGGAGACAAAACCGAAGGUCGUUAAGAAAGUCCCUCCAAGUAAAGCUGAAGAGACCUCUGAAUCUUCUCUUCCUACUUCUGAUGAUGGCAAGCCCCGGAAACUGGGUACUCUUCCGGCCUACGAUUUCAAUUUCAAAUGUGAUGAGAGGGCUGAGAAAAGAAGAGAGUUCUACACAAAACUCGAGGAAAAAAUUCAUGCAAAGGAAAUGGAGAAGAACAAUUUGCAAGCCAAGACUAAGGAAUCUCAGGAAGCCGAGAUUAGAAUGUUAAGAAAGAAAUUGGGUUUCAAAGCAACACCGAUGCCAAGCUUCUAUCAGGAACCUGCACCUCCAAAGGUGGAAUUGAAGAAGAUACCUACUACAAGAGCCAAAUCUCCCAAGCUUGGUCGAAAGAAGACUUCAUCUACUGCGGAAUCUGAAGAAAAUGAUGCCCCCAUUGCUCGUCCAAGUAGGCUGAGCUUGGAUGAGAAAUUCUCAAAAGGUAAUGUCGCAAAAACGCCACCUCCUGUUGCCCAUGUUAAGAAGCCACUGCGAAAAUCUCUUCCCAAGUUACCCUCCGAGAACACCACCUUAUCCGGGGAAAAGAAGAAGGCUACAUCUCACAAGACCACGGCUUCAAAAGAAGCAGCAGAGUCCAGACGUGGCCUGAACGACGUACCAAAGGAAACGAGUGAAGCUGCACCUGCACAGAAACUGGAGGCCGGGACUGCUGCUGUGCCAAACGAGAGUGAUAACGAACCUGCUCUGGAAUCACAAGAACAAGAUAGUUUGGUGCACGAGCCGAUUGCAGUAUGAAAGCCUGAAAGAGUAGCGCGAGCGCAGGUGAUGCAUCUUUUCUCUAAACUAAACUGGUGUUAUACGAUGAUGAUAUAAAACGUGGAAGAUGUCUGAAUAAGUCUCUAUAUUCGAGCAAGGCAUGGAGUACAGUGUAGUAAGGGGGUGCCGGUGUCGUUCUACCCAUAGUCAGCGACGAAGUUUGGUUGUUUGAUAUGCUUUUUUUCUUAUAUGUUUGCUGAGUGUGGUGAAUUUGUUAUCCUAAUUUAUGUUUAGACAUGAUUUGUCACCCGAGUCAGUGAAAAUUUUGGGGAGAUUCUGUGUUGGAAUGGUUGGAUGUCGAAGACAGGCUGUUGAAAUA